This is a messenger RNA of Acomys russatus (golden spiny mouse), 384 nucleotides long. RefSeq names its product TCL1 family AKT coactivator A (gene Tcl1a). The record is from RefSeq and is a predicted model, not a curated record. Gene Ontology annotation, biological process: positive regulation of peptidyl-serine phosphorylation. Gene Ontology annotation, molecular function: protein serine/threonine kinase activator activity. The coding region runs from base 1 to 384 and encodes 127 amino acids. Lineage: Eukaryota; Metazoa; Chordata; Mammalia; Rodentia; Muridae. The transcript has 3 exons.
AUGGCUGAACACCAGGCGUACAGGCCAGAGAAACCCAAACACCCCGACCGCCUGUGGGUCUGGGAGAAGAACGUGUACUUGGAUGAGUUUCGUCGAAGCUGGCUCCCCAUAAUCCCCAAGAAUGAAGGGAAGUUACAGGUGCUUUUGCGCCAGGAAGAUGUCCCCUUGGGCGCCGGUAUGACCCCGGCACAGCUGGAGCCAUAUGAGCUGCCUUUAAUGUGGCAACUAUACCCAGAGGACCGGUACCGAAGCAGUGACUCCGGGUUCUGGAAAAUAGUGUACCACAUCAAGUUCAAAAACGUGGAGGACUUGCUACUUGAAAAGAUGGACUCUGAUGAUGACGACGACGGCAACAGAAACGAUGACGACGACGACGAUGAGUAA